UUUCGUGGGCGCAUCGACAUGCAUCGGGGAUCUCGGUUGUUACUCUGGACGAAUAAGGCUCUUAAUACGCAAAUUUUGUUGCUCGUACUCGUAUUCUCAGGAUUGGACUAUUUCACUAAUAAUUUCUGUAUUGCCGGUGGAAGCUCUGAUGCAAAAGCAUGUCAACAAAUAAACUGUAAAAACAGAGAGGAGUGUGUGACGAGAAAAUUUUGGUGCGAGCAUUCGCCAUGUCCAAGCAUAACUUACUGUUCAAAAUCAAAGAAAGACUCAUUGAAAGGUCCUGAGAAUUGCGAUUCGGUCCUAUGCACUGCAGGAUAUACAUGCGUCGUUCAAAAUCGUGAUUGCGAAUGGAAUCAAAGUUUUAUGCGCACCGAGUGCAAGGAGCACACCGCCAGAUGCGUCUCCGAAUGGGAAUUGAAGAUCAACUCGGUCAGCUGCCUGGACUCCAGCUGUCCCACGGACCACCGGUGCAUCCUCAGGGAGAGCCAGUGUAACCAGGCACCCUGCAAGCUCACCAAGACCUGCGCCUUAGCCACAGACGGCAACAAUUACAGCAAGAACGUGUACUGUCGGGGUUGGGUCUGUCCCCCGUACCAGGAAUGUAUGGCAGGAGUGAAAAUGCCUUGUCACCAUGAUAAAUGCCAAAUUAUUCGGUCCUGCCAAGGAUCGCUGACACCACGAUCGAAUGCAUCGCCAGAUAUCCAAAAAAAUAUAACAAAGGAGUAUUCACAAACGACCCUCGCGGAUCUUGAGAGGGACACGAUUCUUGAGAGAAACAGCAAACCGCAGAAAAAUUUCAAACCAAUGAUUAUAUGGAAUGACACUAGAAAGAUCAAAUCUGAUCAGUACUACGAUGCAAUAACACCCGAGAGGCUUGUCACGUCAUCCCCAACUAUACGUAGCACAUCCACGGAAGAUUUGCCUUGGUUGACCUAUUUUAAGAACAAAAUCGGUUCUCAAACCAUUCAAUAUUGGAUUCAAAAGUCAAAGAACAACGAGAAUUAUGAGGGAUUCGUGAACUGGCUGGAAUCCAUCUCGAACGUCUUAGACAAGGAAACUUUUCGACUCUGGUUGUACGAGCUUGAAAAUAUAUCUGCUAAUAUCCCGCAGUUUCAAGCGUGGAUCUUACUAUAUAGUCUCAACGCUGGUCCUUUCGAUUAUCUUAAUCGAAAUCGGCCCUUAAAAAACACUGAUGAAACAAUGGCGACUAAUGAAUAUAACACUGAUGCUCCUGUCGAGAAUCAGGGAGUGUCUACCAGAAUACAUCAUGGAUCUGAAUUUGACAGCACGAGCCCGCAGCACCAUUCGCACCCAUUGAAUUUCCAUUUCAAUGAGCCGCAGCGAGUCGACGAGAUUCCGAAAUUCUAUACGAAAAUGCAGAAAAAGAAAAUCAUUGCUCCUUCUAUAUCACAGUCGAUGCUACUUCCUCUAUUAUACGGUAUUCGUAAUCACAAAAUGGCCCACAACUCUAAUUUGCCCAACUACAAAUACGAGAUAUCUAAGUUGCACGUUAAGCCACAAAAUCACAACAAUAUCAAUAAGACGUUAUUGAAGCCAUGGCAAACUUAUUAUUGGCCUAACUCUACUACAACGAAUAUCCCGAGAUAUUCACCGCAAUUGCCAAUUCCCGUUACGAAUUAUUAUAAUAAUGCUUAUAACAACUACAGUCGAGAAUAUAAAAAUCCCAGGCAAGAUGUAGAUUUAAACAUGGAUAUGGAUCGUCAGCAGCAAAUGCAAUGGUUGUUAACGAACAAUAAUAGAAACGUGCAACAAUUAUCGGACUUGAGCUCUAAUCAAUGGUCUCCGGAAGAUUCAGUAAAUAAUGUAUCAUUGAAAAAAAUACAAAUCAUCGACAAUGAUCUUCACAGGAGAGAAUUCAGUCCAGAGAAUGAGCGUGAAAAUGAGAAUGUAUCUAUGGAAGUGAAUUCUUUAAUUAAUCAAAUAAAAGGUGAAGGUCUUUCGAGAAAUGAUUACGCACAUCAAAAUAUUCUUAAAGCAGAUAAAAAUGAAAAUCCUCACGUAUUGCGGUCGCCGAUUUACGCAAAUAACAAUCUACCGAAAUUAUUGAUAUACUUUCCCCCGCCGUUUAAUUUUUUCCUUUAUUAUUCUGUUAAAAGCCAAAGUCAAAACACAAGCGAUAACUCUUUUCAUAUAUUAUCUCCUACUAAAACAAAAUAUACCCGGAUGAUAAAACCGUGGCAAAAUUAUAAUCAUCAAAAGACAAAUGAAAACAAUUCGGAAAAAAAAAUCGAUAAUUCCAAUAAGUUUAAUUUUGAAAAAAAUACAGAGCAGUCGAUUAAAUUAAAAAAGCAGUAUAAGCAGAAGGAAUUCGCGUACAUUCGAAAAAUUAUUAGAGAAUUAGUAGAAUAUUGGGAUGACGAAGAAAAAAAUUUAGAAAAUUUUACAGAAUAUGAUUAUGAUAAUAAAGAAGAGAAUAAUUCAUUAGAUAAUAAAAUGACAAAACCAGUGUUUAAUGCUUUCUUAGAAUGGCUGUCGAAAAAGAAUUACAAAGAUUUGCCGAAUCUGAAUCAAAAGUUACGUAAAAAGCAGCCACUUGAUAAUGAACGAUUAGAAAAGCAGCAGAUCGUGGACGAGAAUUAUAAUCACAAUCAACUAAGAUCAGCUAAUUUUACCACCGAUACGAAUAAUUAUAUGAAUAAUUCGAAUGAUUUAGUUACGAAGAAAAUUCGCAUUCUCGUGGAUAUUGAAAAGAAUCCCGAAAUACUUCAAUCCUUUUUCAAAAGACACUCAAGCGCUCAUAACAAUAAAUCUGAUAACCACGACUAUCAAAUCAUUAUUAAUUUACAAGACUUUUUCGAUUCGAAGGAAGAGGAUAGAAUAUCUCGUAAAUUAGUUCAUAUUGCGUCGAAUCAGCUGCACAGGAAUUUAACGAGGAAUCAAAAAUUGCCAAAACUGCUUUGGAUAUUUCCGAUUUACGAAGACGAAGAGAAUGAUACGCUCAUCACUGAACUUGAGAAUCACCCGGAUCACUUUAGUACGACAGAUGAAAAUAAAUCAACGCCUUAUAAAUUCGACGAGUCGCAAAAUGUUAUGAAUUAUUUACCAAAUAAAACCAAUAAUAAAGUUCCGAAGAAUCAAAAAGAUAAUUCGAACAUGAUAAAGCAUGAUUUACAAAUUACCGAACACAAGAAAAAUGAUCGCCCUAAAGCUAAAGAACGAUCCGAAUCAAAGAAGGAUAAUAAUAAUAACAAUAAUCAUAAGAAGCAAGAAGGCUUCAAGGAUCGGCAAAAUAAAAGAAAUAUUAAAAAAACGAAAGCCAAACAGCAAUUAGCAACAUAAAGGAAGAGUAAUAGCGGCAAAAAUAUCUAGAAAUUAUUCUUCGAUUGUUCAACAAUCUCAAAG
Molecule: messenger RNA, 3363 nt
Organism: Ceratosolen solmsi marchali
Lineage: Eukaryota; Metazoa; Arthropoda; Insecta; Hymenoptera; Agaonidae
Product: homeobox protein 2
Exons: 15
Coding region: 19-3300 (1093 amino acids)
Source: RefSeq, a predicted model, not a curated record